UAACCUCGCCGCUCCCCAGCACCCCUGUCCCGUUGCUGUUCGCGUCCUCCCCGAGCCUACGCUUGUUGGCCGGCAGGCGGCGAUGUCGCGGGAGCUGCCGCGCCUGUUCAAACGGCGUUGAGCGGAGCCUCAGGAGCCGGUCGUGGGUGACCGGAGGAGGAUCUGCGUCUUGGUCAUGUUGCUGCCCUGCUUUCGUGCCGGCUGCAGUCGGACGUCGGGACGGCUGCGAGUGCAAGCGGCUGCUCGACAGCUCCCCUGCGCACGGGCAUCGUCUCGUCACCGCUGUUACCGCCUCACCCACCGGCAGCUGCUGCGGCUGCGGGGCCCGGACACCGGCGCCUUCCUCCAGGGCCUGGUCACCAAUGAUGUGGAAGAAGUGGUGAGCAGGUCCCGGGAGGCCCUUUACUGUCACCUGCUCAAUCUGCAGGGGAGGACCAUGUUCGACGUGAUUCUCUACAGGUUGCAUACAAGCCAAGAAGAGCCAACCCUCCUUGCAGAAUGUGAUGCCACGUUGCUUGAUGAUGUUCAGAAACACUUGAAAAUAUACAAGAUUAGAAGGAAAGUGGAUAUUUCCCUUUGCCCAGAUCUUUCUGUGUGGGCAGUACUUCCAUCUGGACACUCAGUAGAUACCAGCAGUAAUUUAGAAGUAAAUGGAAAGAAGGUACUGGUGUGUACACAGGAUCCUAGAACUGAUGCCAUGGGAUGGCGGUUGGUAUUGAGCAAUACUAACAAUCCAUUGGACAUUGUCCCUGAAAGUCAUCUAGGUGAUAUCCAGGACUAUCAUAGACAUCGGUACAAAAUAGGAAUUGCUGAAGGUGUGAAAGACCUUCCAUCUGGAGAAGCAAUACCUCUGGAAUCCAACCUAGUGUACAUGAAUGGGAUUAGCUUCACCAAGGGCUGUUAUAUCGGGCAAGAGUUGACAGCUCGGACUCACCAUACAGGAGUAAUAAGGAAAAGGUUGAUGCCAAUCCAAAUGGACAACUCUUUGCCUCCGGGCAAUAUUCCUGAAAAAGCGCAGAUUGUUUCUGAAUCUGGAAAGUUGGCUGGAAGGUUCAGGAAUUAUGAGGGUGAUGUUGGUUUAGCCUUGAUCCGACUUACCUAUGCAAAUGAACCUCUUCAUGUGUUCACAUCAGGUGAUGUUCGUGUACAAUUGACAGCGUCAAUGCCAAAUUGGUGGCCGAACAACGAAAAGAAUAAAUGAAAUAUAUAUUUGUACUGAACAUCUACAUUUUGUGUAAAACUAUUUUCUUAAACAAACUUAUGACCAAGUGUUUUGUGUAAUUUUUCAUUUCCUUUAUUUUUCACAAUCAAGUUUAAUAUCAUUGGCAUACUCUGUUGUGAAAUUGUUUUGCAGCAGCAGUACAUUGCAAUACAUAAUAAAAGCUCUAAAUUACAAAAAAAAAUUAAAGAAAAUUAAAUAAAUUAAGUAGUGCAAAAUAAAGGAAAAGCAAUACUGAGGUAGUGUUCAUGGGUUCAAUGUCCAUUCAGAAAUCUGAUGGUGAGGGGAAGAAGCUGUUCCUGAAACGCUGAGUGUGUGUCUUCAGGCUCCUGUACCUCCUCUUUCAUGGCAUAUUCUGGGUGAUUUUGGUCUGUAAUGAUGGAUGCUGCCACCUUUGAGGCAUUGCCUUUUGAAGGUGUCUUGGAUGCUGGGAAGGCUAGUGCUAAUGAUGGAGCAGGCUGAGUUUACAACUUUCGGGGGCUUUUUCUGAUCCUGUGCAGUGGCCCCUGUAUAUCAGAUGAUGAUGCAACUAGUUAGAAUGCUUUCCACGGUACAUCUGUACAAAUUUGCAAGUGUCUUAGGUGACAUACUAAUUUUCCUCAGACUCCUAAUGAAAUGUAGCUGCUGCCAUACCUUCUUUGUAAUUGUAAAUGUUGGGCCCAGGAUAGAUCCUCAGAGAUGUUAACAGCCAGGAACUUGAAACUACUCACCCUUCCCACUUCUGAUCUCUUAAUGAGGGCUGGUGUGUUCCCUCAACUUCCCCUCCUGAAGUCCAAAAUCAAUUCUUUAGUCUUACUGACUUUGAAUGUCACCUUUUUUUAAAUCCCUGUUAAUAGUUUGCAUAUAUUUUGUGGUGGAUGUGCAUGUACAAGAAUCUUACUCAUUUCCACCGGAACCUGAUUUAAGCCUAGACGAAGCAUUUGCUUCCAGUUCUUGUUGAAGUAUAUUUCUUUUAAUAUUAAGUAUUUACAUUUUUUUCCCAGACAGACUCGCCUUCAUUUGGUAUUUCCAAUAAUGGACCACUGUAGACUUUGCAAAUGCUCUUGUGUAGGGAAUUCUGGAAUUUGGGCCAAAUGGUAAUCAAUUUCCAAGUCAGUAUUCUUUGUGACUUGGAGAACCUGCAGCCCUUGUUAAGUUGUAUAAGGCAGUAUUCUUGCAUAGUUACGCAUUAUCCACUCUAAGUAUUUUCCGAUAAUACAGUGUCCAGUGCUAGACAACAUUUUGGGGUAGAUUUAAUUUGGAGCAUCCCUAACUGCAUGCUCCUUAAUUUGAAUAAUAAUCACCCAUAUAAUAUCCGUCAAAUACAUUCAUAAGGUAUAGGAUGAGAUCUUUUCCUCUGUGUUCCAGUGAGAAUAAACCCAGUCUAUCUAAUCUCUCAUUAUAUCUGCAGCCCUCCAUGGUUGAUCUUUUCUGCGCACUAUCUAUUGCUACCACAUUCUAUAGUAUGGUGACCAGAACUGUACACAUACUCAGUGUGGUGUAAACCAAUGUUUUGUACAGCUGCAAUAUGACAUCCCAAUUGUUAUCCUCACUGCCUCAGUCUAUGAACACAAGUAUACUAAAUGCCUUUUUCACCACUCUGUCCAUCCGUGUUGCCACUUUCAGAGAGCUGUGGACUUCCAUCCCAAGAUCCCUCUGUAUGCCAACACUUCUAUAAUCCCUGCUUUUUCCUCUAUAUGACCUGCCAGAAUUUGACCUCCCAAAAUGCAUUAUCUCACUCUUGUGUGGAUGAAAUUCCAUUAGCCACUGCUCUACCCAUUUUCCAACUGACCUAUGUUCUACCUUUGCAUCUAUUACUCUAAUUUGCAUGCAAUUUGCAUACCUACCACUUUUACCACCAACAUUUGCACCCAAGUCUCAUGUAUAUUGGAAACAUCAAAACCCAGGCAACAGUCCCAGUUGUUCAUCACUUGUUACAGAUUUAGAACAUACAACAGUACAACACAGCACGAGCCCCUAGGCCCAUAACAUUGUGCAGACCUUUUAAUGUACUCAAACUAACCCAUGAGAUCAAUCUAAACCUUUGCUCUCACAUAGCCCUCCAUUUUUCUUCCAUCCAUGGCCUAUGCAGGAUUCUCUUAAAUGUUCCUAAUGUAUCCGCAUCUACCACCACCACUGGCAGGGCAUUCCAUGCACCCACCAAUCACUAUUUAAAAAUCUUGCUUCCGACAUUCUCCCCCCACCACUCCCAUUUGCUCCAAUCAUCUUAAAAUUAUGCACCUCAUAUUAGCCAUUUCUAAACUGGGGAAAAGUUUCUGGCUGUCCGCUCUAUCUGUGGCUCUUGCACAUCUUUUGCCCUCUUAUACACCUCUAGCAAGUCACCUUCCAUCUUUCUCCAUUUCAAACAGCAAAGCCCUAGUUUACUCAACCUAUCUUCAUAAGACAUGCUUUCUAAUCCAGGCAACAUCCUGGUAAAUCUCUGCACUCUCUAAAUCUUCCACAUCCUUCCCAUAAUGAGGUGACUAGAACUAAACACAAUAUUCCAAAUGUGCUCUAACCUGAGUUUUAUAGAGCUGCAACAUUACGGCAUGGCUGGUAAACUCAGUCCCCUGAGUAAUUAAGGCCAACAUGCCAUAUGCCUUCUUAACCACCCUAUCAACUUGUGAGGCAACUCUGAGGGAUCUAUUUACACCCUUCCACUACUACCUUGUGCCUUCUAUCACCAAGGUUUACAGCAAGGCUUUGUCAGAAUCAGAUUUAGUAUCACUGAUGUAUCUCGUGUAAUUUGUUGUUUUGUGGCAGCAGUACAUUGCAAUACAUAAUAAUAAAUUUUAAUAAGUAUAUACAAAAGUACUGUGCAGAAGUCAUGGAUACAUAUAUAACUAGAGAGCCUAAGAUGUUUGCACAGCAUUGUUAGUAAUUUUAUGUAUUGCACUGUACUGCCAUAAAAAAUAACAAAUUUCAGGAUAUAUGUGUGAAAUGAUGAACCUUAAGAGUGGGAAAGAGCAGGGAGAGGGAGCGGGAAGCAUUAGAGAGGCAUUCCAUAAUCAAUAAACAAAUUGCUUGGCAUCAAAUGACCUUGUCUGGUGUCAGGGCUGGGUGUGUCUGUAACCAUGCCAUCCAUUUGCUCUGGCAUUCCUCUGCCAUCUGUCCCACACCCCUUCUGCAGUGCUCCACCCUCGCCAUUCCCAACAUCCUUUACUAUGUAUGUGUGUGUAUAUAUAAAAAAGACUUUUGAACAGUACUGUAUAUAUGUGAAAAAUAAUGCAAAUAAGAGAGAGAAAAAAUACUGAAGUGUUCAUGGGUUCAUUAUCCAUUCAGACAUCUGAAGACGGAGGAGGAGAAGCCAUUCCUAAAACAUUGUGUCUUUAGGCUCCUGUACCACCAGCUCAGUAGUAGCACUGAGAAGAGGGCAUGUUAUUUGCUGCCUUUUUGAGGCAACACCUUUCAAAGGUGUCCUGGAUGUUGGGGAGGCUAAUGCCCAUGAUGGAGCUGGCAGAGUUUACAACUUUAUGCAGCUUUUUCCGAUCCUGUGCAAUACCACUUCCUUAUCAGAAUAUGAUACCUAAUAGUCGAUGUGAAGAAUACAAAGCAAAUUUAUAAAUGGUGCAUAAACAUUACUGUGGAUUAAAUUUUACCCAAUUGCCUUUUUUUCUGUAGAAAAUAUUUCAUGACUAACUGUGACCACUUCAGUUUCUAGUCGAGGUCACUGAUUUUAUUCUUCACCUACAGUAAAUAAAACUUGAAUACAAAAUCAAGCAGAUUCUAACAUUUGAAGACUCCUGACUUAAAUGUGAUUUCCAAGAUUAAAAGUCUGAUGCAAAAUACUGUUAGUCUCCCUUGAAACCAACUAAUAAUACAACUUUGUACAUUGAGUUUUCUCAUGGCCAUUUGAUAGUAUUGAGUGUUUUAGCAGUCUUUGUGAAAGUAUCUUUUCUACAUUACAAAAGUGAGAUUUUCUAGUGCUUGAUACCUCAAUAAGAUAAUGCUGGAAAUGCUCACUCACAAGCUCGGAAGGCUAACUGUGUUCUAAUCAGAGGUGUUCAACAAAAUGGUUACCAAUCUGCAUGCACCCCAAUGUUUACAAAGUUGCCUGGUUUAAUAGAUUAAUGACACUGCUUUAAAGGGAAGGAAUUUUCCUUGAUCUUGUGCAAAAUUCAUCCUUUAACCAAUGUCUAAAAAUAAAUAUUUUGGUCACCAUUAUACACAGCAAGUUUCAUAUACCAGUAUUUAGAUAUCCUGACUCUAUGCACAGCUUCAUGCAACAUGCCAAUAGGUAAGCUACUUUGAGUGUAUUUAUCCAUCCAUCUCUGGAGACCUAUAUCUCAUACCGCGACAAACACAAUCCAUUUUGGACCCCCAGGUGAAAUGAAAAAAUUAAUUCUUUGUCUCAUAUCCUGCUCCAGCCCUUCAGCAACCACCCAACUCUAUCUAACAUUGCUCUGCUCAAUUUACCAGCUGAUCAAUACUGUUCUUGGCAUUAGACACUGGGUCUUGUGUAAUAGCCUCUCAAAUACAUAAUUGAAGAUGAAACAA
This is a messenger RNA of Mobula hypostoma (lesser devil ray), 5695 nucleotides long. RefSeq names its product iron-sulfur cluster assembly factor IBA57 (gene iba57). The transcript is spliced from 3 exons. Bases 176 to 1201 code for a protein of 341 amino acids. Gene Ontology annotation, cellular component: mitochondrial matrix. NCBI's taxonomy places the organism in Eukaryota, Metazoa, Chordata, Chondrichthyes, Myliobatiformes, Myliobatidae. Gene Ontology annotation, biological process: iron-sulfur cluster assembly. The record is from RefSeq and is a predicted model, not a curated record. Gene Ontology annotation, molecular function: protein binding.